UGGCGCCCAGUUUACAUAUGAGUGACCUUGGGCUAGUUUUUCCGGCAUUUACAUGAGGAUUAAGGUCAUUUGCUUUUCGGGGUGCUUAUUUAGCGUUGUUCGUGCUAUGUAAUUAUUCCAAAUGUCACUAUGGAUGCAGUGAGUCUUAAUCCUCGCCUACUUCGAUACAAUGGAACAUGUCAGGACCCAGAAAUAUCUGAACAAAUAGGGAAAAAGAUCGUUUGCAAUGCAACUCAAAAAUAUACCCCUUAUCAAAUGCAGACUGAAUCGGUACACAACAUUCCGCCUGGUUCAUUUGCUCCUCAUGCACUAAUAAGUUCCACGGUUGACACACCUCCGAUUGCAUCUGUUUGGCUUGAGCAGGGAGAAUACUUUUUUGAUGAUGAAUUUGCAGAGCCUAUGGAUCCACAUCUGCAGGAAGAUAGAGACGAUAACACUAGGUAUCCUUUGAUGGUUCAAUCUAUGGAUUGUAGUCGAAAGCCUCCACCUGAUCUGAUUGGUCAUUCACGUUCUGAUUCUUGCAUAUUUAGUCCAGUCAAUUCACGAGAAAGUGAUCUUAGUGGUUCUAAGAUUGCUGGAAAUCACUUAGCAAACAACAUUAAUCACGAAAACUUUUCAAAUUGUCGGGAUGCUCAGUUGCCAAAUAAUAUAGAACCUAAUAUUCCAAAAAACGCAAAUGAGAGCGAAAAUCUGUGCUUAAAGACAGGCUUUGUUUGUCAGGCAUCAAAUGAGACAAGUGAGGUUGACUUCAAUAAUGAUGCAAGCCAGCGGUUCACCAGUGAAUCCCAAGGGUCUGUUCACUACAAUGCAUCAGGUUCAACCAGCUGGAUGCAUAUGUUGAUGGAGCGUUCUUGUAAUCCUGAGCUGCGAGCUCUUAUCAACCGGACUGCCGCAGCAGUUGAUUACAAAUUAGCUUAUAGUGAUUCCAUCGGAUUGCAGGGCCGACUUGAAGAUAGGUCUUGUUUGUCUUCAAAGCACAAUGUUCCAGGUUUGGUAACAGGCAGUCGUUCUCUAAGUCAGGGUAGUCUUUUGGCUGCCGCUAGCUUAGCGGGUUUACGACAUGCCCUAGAUCAAACAACUCAGUUACUACCGAAACCUACUGACAGAAAUACAGAGCUUUGCUCUGUUGGGGUUUCUGCCGAUCUUAUUUCUGACGCGGUUUCGAUGGAACAUAAGAACCAAGAUUCUUCAACCUCAAAUACGACCACAUGGGCAAAGAAACACGGUAGUCGCGAAAGUCUUAAAAGAAAAUCUCUCAGAUCAACUGACAUGACUGUCUUUCCAUAUCCUACUUUAAGCAAAGAGAAUGAGAUAGAAAGUGACCAUAAAACUACUUGGCAAACUAUCAAAGACGCUAAUGGAGCUUUGAUUACCUGGAACCAACUUAAGCGGGUUGUUAAACGAGCUGAAAGUCUUGGAAAGUCAUCAAGUGUCCGUGAAAGUCGGCGUGACCAACAUGAUCAGAGUGACUCUUUUGUUCCGAAAAUGAAUAUGACGGGUUCAGUCAAAAGCCGCUCACAUUCCCAACCCUUAGCUGGUGCUUCCCACAUGCAUCGGUUCUCAGGGACACUCUUCGAGAUAUUUAUGCAUGCUAGAGCUCAAGAUAUAGCUUCACUGGGUGUUCAUAGUGACUGUUCAGCUGUAGACUUGAAUGCUUCCUUUCCAAAGGGCAACUCUGUUUCUGCCUAUUCAAAUCCUGCUCAUAUAAUACGCCAAGAGGAUUCUGACCGUGCAGAUAUACUAUUGAAUAGAUAUAAUUAUCCUUUAGGAGUAGCCAUGUCACCACGUGUCUCGGGAGCCAGAAAGUCUUAUCUGUUUGCUGGAACGGAUCCAAGGAGGUCAAUUACUGAAAAUGAUAAAUAUUUACUACUACGCAAAGAAAGAAUAUUUCCAAGUAAGGGGAAUAUUCAGUUUUCACCCUUGUACACUAGUGCUGAUGCUGUUGCUCGCUCUAUGCGUAACUUUGGCGCUCAGUUUCCACCUUUAGACGAUUCCAAAAGUGCUUCCUCCAGAGGUCUUCUUAAUAAUCAAAGGAAAACCGGAAAUAUUCAAAACACUUCUCCAAUAUGGUCGACUAAGUUGCCGUUGCGCAAUGGGAGUUCUGCUGCGUACGCCAAUAAUUGUGCGGUACGUCAUAGCCAUCCUCAGCCACUUUAUCUAAGUAGGCCGAUGUCUGCACUUCAUUGUCAUGCCAAUCCUAAGAGGAAUGAAGGAAACAAUAUGCAACAGUCACCGUCCCCCAUCGAGCCUCCUACUAUUGCUGCUUGUCUUACAGCAUCUGCUGGACCAGAUUCACCGUACAUGGCUGCUUUACGCGCUGGUUGUGCUGCUAGAGGGUAUGCAGUUGGUUGGAUCGGCAAUCCGCGAGCGUCAAUAGCUUAUCCUGGGUUAGGUCUUUUGUCAGUCCCUCGCCCCUCGAGGUUAGCUGGAUCUGCUUUCCUUUCCCAUACUUUACCUGAUUUAUCAUUCUUAAGUCAAGCUGGCGCUGAAGAAGAUCGUAAAGGUACACCAACUAUGACCAAACGUCGAGGUUCUUGCUUGUCAACUACACAGUCAAAGAAAAAAUGCACUUGUACUAAGUGUGGAUGUCGAUCUACAUCUGCUGGUCGAGUUUUCUCUAAGGGUACAUGUUCAAAUAAACCACCCAAGUUGCAAACGUCUAAAAUACAAUCUGACCAAAAUAAAACCCUCUGUCGUAACUUUAAAGAUACUGAACAAACAAACACUCCGGAUAUCAUAUCCACCAUCAAUAGACCAAAAUCAAAUAAUGUCAAUAUUUGUACAGAAGUGCAGACAACAACCCAGAGUCGAUUACAUUGUCCUGAAACCAUUGAACGUUGUUCGACGUCUGAACCGGAUUUAGUAAACAGUUCAAUUUCUUCUAGUAAAGUCAAUCAACCAAUGUAUGGAUCAGUCGAUAGUGAUUCAUCAUGGAUUGGUUCUACUUCUACUACUCGAAAAUCUCACGAACAUCAGAAUAACUAUGAUUACAACAAUAACAAGAAUGCAUCGGAAAUAGACGAAUCACUUAGUUUGAAUUCACGACCAAAAAAAAGUGUUAGUUUCAGUGGAAAUAUUCGUUUAUUACAACUGAAUUCCAAGGAUUCUCAUCAUCAUUACAGUGAUACAUCAACACAACAAUCGCCUGAACCCAAAGUAAUCCCACGAAAUUGGGGUUUAUAUGGUCAAGAACAACCAUUGGCUGAAUUUAAUCCACGUUGUAGUCCAAGUUUAGAUGGUGAAAAAAAUGGAAAAUCAACUCAUCACUCUGAUAUUGAUGUUAGAUAUCAUGCAAUGGUCAAUGAUGUAAUCAAAGCAGUUCAAGAGACCGUUGCUUAUUAUUGCAAUCCAAAUAUGAAUUUAAAAAAUCAUGAAGAAUUAAAUGGUCAUAGUUUAUUGGCUAAUACGUCGUUACCUUAUUCAAAAGUUGAAGCGAUUGGCUCUUCUGGAAAACAACCUCUUUUAGCAGUUAUACCUCCUCUAACUAUUCUACUUUGUGAUGGUCUACUUCCACCAUCGAAACCGAUUUUCACUUCACGACCACGUACACGUUUAUGGCAGUUAGUUGAAGAAAGUUGUAGACCAGGCGCAUUGCCUACCGGUGUAGCUUAUCAUGUAUUGAAUGAUGCUAUUAGUCAAGUGAAAGCGUUGACUAACAUCACAUUAGAGAAAACAAAAUUUAAAGGAUUCAUAUGUGCUUGUUUAAACGCAAAAGCUUUACCAAUGUGGUUAAAUGCACUUGUAGCCAAUGAUACAUUAUUACGAAGAUUUUAUUGUGAAAACGCAUUCAUACGCCAAUGUCGUGCUAGUCAACGUGAACUACACGCUGAUCUAAUGACACAUUUAGAACAAUUAUUAGCAUUCCCUUUUAAUCUAGAUAUAUCAGUUGAAGUACGUAAACCAUUCGUUGAUUCACAAUUGGUAAAUAAUAAUUUGACCAAACCCUCUAUUCCAUCAACAUAUAUGACAACUAAUUCUAAACAAUUGAAUCAAUCAAAUCAUGGAAUCGAAUCAACAGCUGUGACAAAUAACAAGACUGGACGUUCAAAUAUUCCUCCUGCUACAGUUGUCACUCGUCGACAAAUGAUUUUCCAUGGUAAUUCCAAUAAUAAUAAUACUAGUCGUAUUCCGUCAGUAUCAUCACCUAUACAAACAACAACAUUAUCUUCAACAAAAUCUUCAAAUACCACAACAUCAUCAUCAUUGUCAUCAAAUAAUCACUGUUAUCCUCAACAUCAUCUUCCUAAUCAACGUCCUAUACCGUCAAGACUACCGUCUGCUUCAAAAUCUAAUCUACGUUCAAAUGGUUGUAAUAACUCUGACGUAAAUAGUGUUUGUUUAUCUACAGAAACUGGAUCAAUUCAUCCUAAAACAACAAAUUCUGAAAAUCAAAUAAGUUCACAAGCUGUAGUACGUAGUGGUCGAUUUAAAAACGCUUUGUCUAAUCUACGACGUAGUAAUGGUGGCAGUGGUAGUGGUUCACAUGUUUCGAAAUUAAAUGCUCGUACUUUAUUAAAUACACCAUCUAAUUCGUCUAUAUUAAACAAUAGUAACAAUAAUAAUAAGCUUAACAAUAUAUCUCAAAUGACUGAUUCCCAGCGACGUACUACUACUACUACUAACGCUACUACAUCGCGCCAAUUAGAAAUGUGCAAAGCAAAUCCGACUAGGAGUCAAUUGCAAAAGCUUAAGCCAUCGUCAAAUUCGAAUAUUUCUACAGGAGGAGAUAGCAGUGGUAAUAUGGGACAUCAUUAGCUUGGUUUCUUGUUAUUUGUCAAAAUAUGUACAUUAUAAUUACAACGAAAUAUGUUUGUGUGGAUAUGUUUGUAUGUUAUAAAAUAAGCUAAAUGAUAAAGAGAAAAAAACAGGCCUCAAUCUACUAUCAGUAAAUUACAUCCCGGUCGCAUUUAGAAUUUAAAUAUAUCACUGUCCUUUCUCUUUCAUCUUUUUGUUAGUAAUUUCUUUGUAUGCUUUUCUUCAGUUUUCGUGUAGUUCCUUUGUUGUAUUCUUCUGCUUAUCUGUAUUGAACUCUUGAACUUUUUUUGUGUCCUCAUAGCAAGCGUACACAUAUGUAUGCACCAUAAACUUUUCACUAUCAUAUUUGAAUGGUUCAGAAAAGUGACAUUUCCAUCUGUCAAUUUCUAGUAUUGAUAUUCAAAGAAAUAAGAAUCUUGUCUCCCUUCUUCGUAUUGCAUUGUUGUUAUUGUUAUUAUUAUCAUCAUUAUUUUAUUGCUUUAUUUGGCAUUUACUGUAUUCUACAGUUUUUAACUUUCUUAUGCUAACUGAUAAACUGGAUGCUUCCCAGACCUAUUAUUAUCUUCGCUACUCUCAUUUGGCACUUCUUACUCUCCAUUUACUUUUCUCUCUCAAUCAUCUGUCUCCUAUGAUUUUUUCUAGCUUCAUAGAAGUGCGAUACUAGUAUAUAUGUGUGUGCUUGUAUAUUCAUUCUUUAUUUGUGACUGAUUGCUUCUUCAUCUUUAUUCCACUCUCCACUUUCCCAUCCAAACAACUUAUUUGCGCCAUAGUUAUAUUUUUAUUGUAUUUCUUGCUUGGUUUUUUCUUUUGUGUGACAAUUUCCGUUUGGUUUUCACAGUUCACUCAUAUAUGUGUUUCUGUGUAUGCAUGUUUAUGUGUUUUUAUAAUGUCCUUCAAAGCGUUAUCUUGAUAAGCAAUUAAAAUGUGAAACGGUUGAUUAUCAUUAUUUACUGCUUGUUUCUUUCUGGCAUAAAAUCGAUCAUGACAUUUUAUUUAAUGUAAUUUAUUAUUAUUCUUUCUUCAAUGGGUGCUAAUUUAUAGUUGCUUUAAUGUGUAUAUGAAUAAUGUCAAUUCAUCAGUCUUAAAUUUGGCUUUCAGUUUCGUAUAUUAUUCCUUCUGUUCUUAUUAGUCAUAUGGGUAUAUCUUCAAUUAUCGAUUAGGCAUUAUUCGGUUCACAAAAAUACAUGUAUGCGAUUAUAUUAUAAUGGUACGAUGACUCAUCACAUUGCACUGAAUUUUCUCUCUCUCUCUCUCUGUCUCUGUUAUCCACUAGAUGUUCAGUCCUUCAUUAUUUCUUGUAUGACGUUAAACAUAAUGAUUAUCAGCUCUUUUUUUGUCUAUCCACGUAAUUAAUUUUACGUCGUUAACGUAUUACUACUAAGGCCGGCGAUAAUGUUGAUGAUGAUGAAACAUUUUCUUAUUCCUUUUUUAACAUAAAAUUGAUGUGGGUUAGUUGACUGGUUGGUGGGAGCACACGAAAAAUCACAUCUGAAUGUGUAUUCUGUGUGUAUUUAUUUAUCAAAACAAUAUUUUCUGUGCUAAAUUUGUCUUUCAUCUUAUAUUAUAUUGAAUAAAGCCAUUGAUAAUAUUAAUUUGUUCAUUUAUUUAUCUCAUUUAAUUUUUGUUUUGUUUUUUCAAAAAUAGUAUUGUUCUCUUUGCCAGUUAUUGGAUAAUUAUAAAUAUUGUGAAAAGAAAAUGCAAGUGAUAAACUCAUACUAACUGGUGACAUUAAUUAAACUAUUCAACAUUCAAUUAUUUAUUUAUUUAUGCGCCUACUCAACAAUUGGUUUAUAUUUUCAAUUUUACUCAUAAUAUCACUUUUAUGGUAUAAUUCAAAGUUAUCUAUCAUUUUAAACAAAGGAAUUCCAAUGUCUUUUGUUUAUAAAUGAUGUUUUCCCGUAAUUUUUGUCUUUUAAGUGUUUUUUUUUCUUCUCUUUCUUCAAUUACUUUUGAUUUGUGCUUUUUUUCCUCUUUUUUUUCAAUGUUGUUUUGUUUCUCUCUUUUAUUUGUCAUGAUUUGUUUCUUUUUUUCCCUUUAUUUAUUGAAUAAAAAUUGUAAAAACAUUGUUUUUCACCUGUUCAUCAUCUCUGUGGGUUUUUUUUGUUUUGUUUUUCAUUUGUUCUAUACUUUUGAUUAGAAAUUAUGCUAAUUAUUAACAUUUUCCAUCAUGUGCCUGUGUAACAGUAUGCGAUCAUUAUUAACCAACUAAAAAAACACAUCCCUACUGUCAACUCACUAUCAACUGUUCUCAUUAUGAUCAUUGCUUAUGAUACAACAAUUAACAGGUUUUCUUUUUGAUCGUCUGUUUCCACUGAAUUAUUGCUUGUUUUUGCGGAUAUUAUUCUUUUUAACUAACUGUUCAUUUCUUUAAUAGUGUAAUUUAAUAGAAGAGUAAAGUGUGAUAAAUUAUUCUCUUUAAUAAUGUAUGUAUUUCAGCAUGUGUAAAAUUAUGAACUGAGGUUGUUUGGUCGCCUGUAUUUACGGUUUAUGUCCAAAUUUUCUAUCAUUAUCAUUUGAAGUUAUAUACAAAACUUAUGAUAAACAGCAUUAUUUGUUAUUUGUGAUUGUUUAGUCUAAUCAAUCUCGAGUAAAAGAGAAAAAAAAAUAGAUUAGAAGUUUUAUGUGAAAUGAUAAUGUUGGUUUACUUCACUAAAAGAAAAUUUAUAAAUACAUAUAUACAUAUUUCUUAAUCAAUUAUUGUUUUCAUUCUAUUGCCUUUUGCUUGUAUUCAAUAUUGAAAAGUAGUUGGGAUUGUUGUAAUCGGUUGAUUGUUUGUUUAAUGAAUUGAGGAUGUUUGUAUUACUAAGUAUAUUAUUAUUUUUUCGCUUUCUUUUUGAUAGUUUGAUUUUAUACUCAUGUAUCUUAUGAGUAUUGUUUUAUUUAAGUGAUUUUAUCCAAAUUUCAGUUGGUUAAAGUAAGCAUCAUCUUAUAUCUAUGGGAUAUUACUGUCGAGUGAAUUAGUUAGUUUGUUUAUUUUGUUACUGUGUUAACGUGAUUGAAUUUCCCCUCCCCUAAAUCCAUAUCCAUUUGCUUUCAUAUUUACAGUCAUAAAUUAUUGUUUCAGAUUGAUAAUGGACUAGUGUAGUACUAGUUUACAGUUACUGGCGAACCAAGUACAAGUUUAAUAUACUUCGUUAAUAUAUAGUCUCUUGAUAAUAUCGGGCAGUUUUAAAUGAAACUAAUGAAGUGGGAUUCAAACAUGCAACUCGUUGACUCAUAUUCAAAUAAAUGACCUAGUAAACCAUCAUUUAUUUAUCUAGUUAAACGCAUAAACAUUAGUACAAAGGGGAACCAAAAUAUAUGUUUCCUACACAAAUCAUUGAGUUUGUAUGUGGGCUGGGAUACUGCUGGAGUUCUCAGUGGGCCACUCCCCAACUCCACCCAGAGGUCUAAUCCACAAAGCAAUGGAGCAACAUUAGGAGAUGCAAUCCCAUGGUAGCCGGUGACCAACAAUAGGUUCAAGCUACAGGGAUUCGAGUUAACAAUCCAAAUCUUUGUGUUCAAAAGAAAUUCUUAACACCUCUAUCUCUUCCUUGAUCCAGUUAGCUUCAACGAACGAUUUUACGAUUACUUUCCAUGCUCUUUGUUCGUUCAUUUUUCUUCAUGCCCCUUUUUUCUUAAUAUAUGCUUCACUAUCUAGUUAUCUCAACACUUAUUACGUAAUUUUAUAAUUUUUAAUGAAUGUUCAUUAAGGACUUAUUGUUUCGUAGAUUUCCUGAGUUGUGACUUUUCGGAUCAAAAAGCAUGUGAGAAGUGAAACAAUUUUUCCAUGGUAACAGUUUGUGAUAGUGGCACAAUAUCUCUGACUGACUGGAGUGAAAAUUGCUAAUUCUUAUUAUCUUUUGCCCUGACACAUUGGUACACAUUGGUGAACCAAAUAAUGUAUUAAAUAAAGCGAUGAUAUUGUGAGGAAAUAAAGAUGAGGAGAGUCGUAUAUUUAAUAAUUAAAUGGAAAAAAGUGGUGUUUAGUGAGAGGUGUUAUUCAGUUCAAAAUACGACCAGCAGGAAUUUCUUCCAGGUAAUGAAAUUCGUCUCACUAUUAUGAUAGUUUAAUGGAAGAUUAGAAUAGCUUUCAUUCCGAGUUAUAUCUAAUAACGUCCUAAACCACUAAGUUGUACCACCUCCCAAACACACUGUUCAAAAGUCUAGAAGUCAGCUGCCCAUUGCUCAUUGGCUUCCAUAGGUUCCCCACUUAAUAUUAAGUUAUAAUAGGAUCCACCUUUAAUAAGUUUCUUCACGAACUUGAUUCUUGACCAACAGAUAAAUGAAACAGUAUAAGAGUGAGUUAAUACAAUUUAUUUUUUCCCUAAACUUUAUUAAUUUUCACUUAUCAAAUAAGUUCCUAUCAUCUGUUGAAUAUUCUUCUAAUCAAAUUUGGCUCUUUAAAUAUAAAGUAAUUUCCAAAUAUCCAAUUUCAUUAAGGUCAAUAUGAUACUUUUUAUUUUUUUUAAAAAAAAGUAAUUCAAUUUAACCUUGAUUCGAAGAUCAUUUCUUUCUAGUGUCAAUUAAGUGAUAAUUCAAUGAUCAAUUAGAAGUGUCAAUAUCUGGAUAAUUGACUUAAAGUUCAAAUUUUAAUGAACUGAUUGAAUGAGUUGACCCGAUUUACUCAACGUUUGUUUGUCUUUUUUUACCGAUUAGCGUGACAUCAAGCAACAAACAAUGCACUCUUUUUAAUAAUUUAGUUUAAAAUACCAUUUUAUGUAUAAAUUCUCAAUUGAAUCUAUUUCUGAAUAGAGUUACAAUAGUUUCAAUUGUAGAUGUUAUUUGUUAUAGAUUAGUCUCAAUAGAGAUGUCAUUGUAAACUAAGGUACAUUGUACAUCUGUUCUAUAGUAGCAUGUCAUUAAAUUUAUUUUAGUUCUACAAGUUAACAUACCUAUUGUAUUCGCUUGAUGAGUAGUCAAUUAUUAAGGUAAACAGUUUGUAUAGGUUGUUGGAUUUGAUAGUUUACAAAACUAUAAAAUUAUCUAAUAAUCAAACUGUAUAUAUUAGGCUUUUAAUGUUUAUAACAUUUCACAUUAUAUAGUAAGUUGAUGGCCGGUAAGAGUAGAGGAUAUUCGUAGGUUACUAGUAUUUGAUCAUAGGUGUCUUCGUAACAUUGCUCGUAUAUCCUGGGACCAUCGAGUAAGUAACGCAGUUGUUAGGAAACGGGUACUAAGUGAGGAUGGCAAAUCCAUUGAUGACGUAGUGAAACUUCAUCAGUUGAAAUGACUGGGACGCGUGUUACGUAUGCCCAACCACCGACUGCCUCGGCGUGCGAUGUUCAGUGGUAUAGGAGUAGGUUAGAAGAAAGCUAGGGGAGGCCAGACCAAAACAUGGCACAAGUCCAUGAAGUCACUGACAAGUGGACUGAUUCAUGUUGGUAGGUGAAGACUACCUUGUUCUUCCCAAUCGUUGCUUUCGAUUUUCGUACAGAAAAUUGACUGACUGAAACUCAGUUACUAAGUUUCAUCGAAAUUAUUCAUUUAGUUUGAAGUCAUUUCUUGAUAUAAAAAAACUACCUACUUAAAAUCAUUACCUUCAAUAAUACACUACUGAACUAUAUUGUGGAGAUGAACCUCGUGAUACCCUGAUGGGGUGUCAUUAUUACUAGGUUGCCACAAUUAUAAGUAAAUCAAAUUACUUGAGACUAAGGACUUUAUUAUUUAAGAAACAAAAUCAAUAGUUACGAGACAUUGGUUUUUGGAUUCAUCGAUAAUCUGUUGCUAUGGCCCAUGCGUUGUGAUUUCGAAACCAUAACGAGUGGGAAGUGAGAGAUUUUACGCAUUACUCAGAUAUUUUUAAAUAAGAAUAAAAUGUUGGUCUCACGCUUGUUACCAAUUUGUCAAGCAAUAUCUUCUACUUUAAUCAGAUCCGUGGUCGAUGAAAUAACCAACAAAGUGAAUGGCGUAAUGAAUGUUUUUAUAUAAUGAGUAGUCAGUUGUCUUAAUUUGUAUGUACAUUAUUGUUUUUAAAAUAACUUGGAAUCAUUUUGUGAUGUCACCUGAUCGUAUUUAAUUGAGUAUUUUGCACGUAAUCAUCAAACGUUAAUCAUUUGAAGUUUGUAUCUUUGUUGGAUGCAAAGUAUUAGGUGACAACUGCAAAAUGAUGGACUAGAUAAUAAAUCUUCAUCGACUAAGUUUCUUGGGAUGUAUACUACAUACACCUAACUAUUGCCUACCUCGACACGUGAUUUCUGGUGUAGGAAUAUGUUAGGAGAAAGCUAAGGGCUGUCAGUCGAAAAUGUAGUAUCAGUUCAUACAGUCAUUGACUACUUGACUGAGCUAUGUUGACGCGUCCAGACUACCGGACUGGUAUCCGCGCGACUGUUGUAACCAGUGGUUGGAGAUAUACUGCUAUAUGAUCUAGAAUCGGUCUAAAUGGUGCACAUACAUUCAUUCUUUAUCUUCCCUGAGAUCUUGAGUUUAAAAUCAUCGACUAUUUCUUUAAAAAAUCUAUUUUUUUUACUAUCAAUGAUACAAUUUAUUUUUGUAUUGGUUGCGUCUCCGUAAUCAUUCAAGUUUUCUAAAUUUGUUAUUGUCUUUUAUUUAGAGUGAGUAUACAAGGAACUUCAAAUUUUAAGAUAACGAUUAUAUCAUAGUAACACGAAAGAUUGAAAGAGAAUUUGUAUUCACACCAAUUAAAUGAAAGAUCGAAAAACUGGAUUAAAUAAGUCCUUUUUCAUAUGUCAGCACUGUUAAAUUACAGUUUAACAACUUAUUGACUAUUCAUAACUACGUUGCUCAUUUUGAACAUGGUCACUGGUUUAAACAAAUAUUUUUUAUGUUUAGCAUUAACACAUUAUGACUUUUUUGCUUGUCUAGUCUAGAAGACAUUUCUGGCAAUAGUAGACAAAAAUAAACAGACAAAGAAAAUUUGAUACCCAAAGUUAUUUAUUGUGGAAUAAAGAUUCAGUAUAAGGAGUAAAAUGUCAUAGUGAUCUACUAUGAGGUUAAAUAGAGCAAUAUGGGAAAAUAUUUCGAUUAUGCGACAACAAAAAAUGAAAAUACUCUUUCUUUUAAUAGAAAAGACAUUGGAAAACAUUCGAGCUUAAUUAGUCUUUUGUAAUCUACUCCAGCGUUGGGUGUUAUGAUGGUUCUAUACUUGUCCACCCAAUUGAUACAGGAAACCAUGUUAACGUAAGCAAAACCUUUCAAACUAUCCACAGCAUAAGCUUUUUGGUUUAGCUAUACAUGUUGUAAACAUAGUUGGAGCUGUCGGUGUUUACUUUAAAAAAUCUUAUUUUUAUAUGCAUAACAAAUUCUGUUUACGUCGGUCAUUAUAAUAGUAAACAUCAUGUGUGGGUUACAAAUGACUAACUACACUCUCUCAUCUGCCAAAUAAAGCAACAGUUCAGUAGUUAAAACACUGAAUUCUCGUCCUCUAGAAUGUGGGAUUGAAUCCUAUUCUAUCUACUACAUUUUAUUCAAUCAAAUAUCACUAGAUCUUAUACAUACACAAAAGUUCGGCGAAUAAGUUGAAUAGAAACAAAAGUGACAAGACCAUAAUAAUUAGAAAAUGAAUGAGAUUGAUUCCAAACAAAUGUACCGUAUUUUGAUUGCUGUAUCGAUCGAGCACUAUUUCUCUAUUCAUUUUAUGCUUUUGUUGCUAAUGUAACGAUCAUUUUGUACUUAAAAGUUGCACCGUCUAUAUCAAGUGUCCGUUAACUCUUUAUAUUGUUCUUUUCAUAAGUAAUUAUCACUUAGCUACAAUAUCCUACCUUAUUCUUAUAAACAUAAGAAAUCAAAUCUCUUAGUAUUUUCAUACAAUUUGUCAAACAUUGAAAGACAUUUCACUAAGGACCAAUACUAUCCAGUGAGAUUUUUUGAAAAGUCAGACAAUAUUAAAUAUUUCUGUCAUUCUAGUUUGAAAACAUCCUCAGUUGAACAAAAAUAGAACCUUUACCAGGAAUCAAACUUAAGAUCUCACUAGUGAUUGACUUCAGGAGACACUCCUGGAGUUCUAGUGAGAAGUCGUUACCAGUGGAGUUCAACCAGGUCUGUUGUGAGAUAGGAACUCGCUGAAGACAAUGGUGUACGGUGACGCAACUUCGUGGAUUGGUUGAAGUUAGACAUUAACACCGUUGGAUGCCGGCUUAGUGGUCUAAUGGUUAAAUGCUCGCGCGCGAAACCAGGAGGUCCUGGAUUCGAAUCCCGCGAGGUGCCGGGUCGUGGAUGCGCACUGCUGAGGAGUCCCGUACCAGGACGAAACGGCCGUCCAGUGCUUCCAGGUUUUCCAUGGUGGUCUAGCUUCAAUUGACUCAUGAUUUCAACUUGUUAAGAUCUUUAGUUUAUACAGUAAAACAAAUCAUUUUAAGACUAUUGAAUUAGAAUAUAUAUAUGUUCAUCUGUAGUCGAUAAUUAUAUCUCCGUUAUUACUAUUCUCAAUGUGUAAAUAAAAUCCACAAAUAAUAAAAUAAAUUGACUAGAAAAUCAAUUUGAAUAAAGAUUACAUUGUUUCUCUUAAAGUAAAAUGUAAAAGUCGGCAAAAAUAAUAGAAAACGAAUUGAUUAAUUAAUUAACUUUUUUUUUGUUUUUCUCAUUGUAUGUUUU
Schistosoma haematobium is the source of this 13284-nucleotide messenger RNA. It is a transcript of the gene RUSC1, whose product is annotated as RUN and SH3 domain containing 1. Bases 130 to 4755 code for a protein of 1541 amino acids. The record is from RefSeq and is a predicted model, not a curated record. NCBI's taxonomy places the organism in Eukaryota, Metazoa, Platyhelminthes, Trematoda, Strigeidida, Schistosomatidae. The transcript has 8 exons. Gene Ontology annotation, cellular component: cytoplasmic vesicle.